AACACAGCUAUGUACAAUUGUUGCAUUGACAAAAUGUGAUUUUGAUCCACUUAUGAAAUAAUUAUAAGUUUCAUAAGAUAUUUUUCGAACAAAAUUUCAGAUAGUGUAAAUUAUGCACAUUUUAAAUUGAUACAAACCCCUUUUGAAUUUCUAGUGUCGUGAAAUUGAGAAUUACUAAUGGUUGUUUACUUGUUCAUAUGAUGGGCCAUUGUUAGGAGGGAAAGUAGGAGGAGUUCAUUCACGGCAGAGCCCAUUAAUACAGAAGGAGAGGGUUCGAUUUCGAAUUUCAACCCAAAAAGAAGAUCAAACACACGGCUUCUGAUGAAUGUUCCAAGCCAUCAACUGCACGCAAUUUGAUCUCCUUCUGGCUCCUCCGUAAUUUAGCAAUGGCAGACAACGAUUCAGGUGACGGUGAAGUAUCUUCAGCCCAAGCAGUUCUUCUCGGAGCUUUAGCUCCUGGGGUCAACGGUCCUACAUGGACUACACUCAAGUCGGCGUUUUUGAUGCUGGGACUGUGUCUUGUCCUGAUGCUUGCCCUUGCAUUCUCUUCCAGUGAUUCUUGGUUGAUUCUUCACGUUACCUUUCUUGUGGUUAUUACUUCUACCCUUUUCUUGCUACUUAACUGGUUUCUUUCUCAGACUGGCCUGGUUUCAGUGAAGAAUCAAAUGGAAGAACUGCAGUUGGCGCCAAAGAGUCGAGAUAAAAGCGAAAAGAACGAAUAAUGGUUACUACUGCUAUAGCAUUAUAAACCAAGACGUAAAAUUGGAUGAUAGUAACAGAAACUACAUUACAUCCUCGAGUAGAAACACGAGGUGAUAAGCUUUAUAAAUCAAUCAGGUACAACAGCAUCUUCCCUUAUUCGAAGAGGGGAGAAAAAGAAACUUAAUUUCAGAAGAACACUUGGAAUGGUAACUUCAUUCAUUCUUUGAUUGCUCCUCCUUGUGCUUUCCCUUUUUCUGCUUAAUGUAACAGAAGCAGGAACAGCAUGGUAACUGUAAAAAGAACUUCAUGUCUUCUUUGUUUGAUGCGAGAGUUAGAAGAGCAAAGAGUUAUAUAUGCGGAUGAUGGAGCCUUAUUCUUUUGUUGUCUUUAUUCCUUAUUUCUCUUGGGAUGCUAUUCUUGUUUCUUACAGACAAGAAGAUGCUUAGCCUUGCUUUGCCACUUCCUGAAACAUGAGGAAUCUGAGAUUAUUUUGUUGA
Molecule: messenger RNA, 1199 nt
Organism: Cucumis melo (muskmelon)
Lineage: Eukaryota; Viridiplantae; Streptophyta; Magnoliopsida; Cucurbitales; Cucurbitaceae
Exons: 3
Coding region: 387-722 (111 amino acids)
Source: RefSeq, a predicted model, not a curated record